Molecule: messenger RNA, 1281 nt
Organism: Lacerta agilis (Sand lizard)
Lineage: Eukaryota; Metazoa; Chordata; Lepidosauria; Squamata; Lacertidae
Exons: 7
Coding region: 74-1144 (356 amino acids)
Biological process (GO): blood coagulation; megakaryocyte development; integrin-mediated signaling pathway
Cellular component (GO): plasma membrane
Source: RefSeq, a predicted model, not a curated record
UGUUCAGCGCAGUUCACCCUCUCGCUUCAGGAAUUAUCAUUGUUAUGAAAUAAAUGGCAGAGCACUGAACAAUAUGGAGUUUUGUUGGCUGAGGAUACUGAUAGGAUUAUUCGUCCUGAGGAAAGAGCACGCUUUCGUCCCCGAGAGAAUCGUCCGUGCUUCUGGGGACCAGGCCACGCUUCCCUGCGAGUCCGUGAGCCCCCGUACCCGUUGGUUUUGGCUCCCUCUCAGUUCCAGGUGUGCCGAGGUCCAAAAGGGUUACACAGAAAUAACUUGGAGCCUUACUGGAAAUGAGGUGACUCCUAUUCGGUUCAACGAGCGGCUGGCAAACCAGACAUCGGGAUCGCUGGUCCUCCGGAAUUUGGUCAUGAGCGAUUCAGGGACCUACGUCUGCCGUUCGCCCAACUCGGAGACUCGUACCAUGCUGGAGGUGACCACAGGCUGCCACAACAACGUCUUUGUCUCCUUCUGGUGGCAUAACGCCUCCUCUGUGCGGCUGAGCUGCAGUCACUGCCACCCGCCGGGCAACUUCAAGGCAGACUCUUUUCGCUGGAUGCUGAACUCAAAACCGCUGGGCAACGAGCAGUGGUUCAAGAAGACCAAUUUCGGGGUGAUUGUCCAAUUACUGUCCACCAGGCGGAGGGCUUGGGGGCGCUGGGAAUGCCACUCUCUUGCCAAUCACACUUGGGUCUCUGAAAUUUGCUUGGAGUCACCCGUCCGAGAGAAGGGCCCAGGUUCUGCUUCUGCUGAGCUGCCUCCCUAUUUGGCGCCAUUUCUCUCGCCAAGUCCUGCCACUUGCAAGACUUCGGACGCUGUGCCUGCAGAAGCUGGUGGAGUGAAGGGCACCGAAAUCUGGAUUUGGGCCUUGCUGUUCCUUGGUCUGGCUCUGGUCCUGGCUGCUCUUGGAACAGCCGUGUGGAUGUGGAAGAGGCAGCCGGCAGCCAGGAAGCAGAGAGGAAGAAAGGAGAGGGCAGGCUGCGCUUCUGUGAUAAACCCAGCCAGAGUAAACGAUGAACUUUACCAGAGGAAGAGUCUGGAUGAGGGACCUGCUUCCCUUCAUUAUGCACAGCUGGAAUAUCCCCGAAGGAAAUCCACCUCUGCUUGCACUCAAGACAGCACCACGGUGUAUGCGGUCAUUGUCUGACGCCCGUCACUUCCGACACCCACACUUCAACAUUGGCAACCACAACUUCUACAUCUCCUCUGCACAGUUCCUUUCGCUGCUUCCUCUCAAAGCCUCCGGAAACAGUGAACAAAGGGGUUCCCACACAGGACUUUUGC